Vitrella brassicaformis is the source of this 600-nucleotide messenger RNA. The record is from the annotation of a GenBank genome assembly. Lineage: Eukaryota; Vitrellaceae.
CUAGCACGAUUGAAGGGACCUGACAGACAGAUAAAAGGGGAGGUUGGUCGUCUGUUAGUGCAUCCAGCACUCGCAUGCCACAGAGGCGCAUGGCUUUGUGUAGAUAACGAGACAAGCGAAGUGAUAUCCGGUCGUUGUGUGUAUAUCAGGAUCAGCAAUCCGUCACGUAAGAGGGUCGUCUUACCCAAGAAUCACUUGCUGGGCUGGUUUGAUGUACUCCCUUCCAUGCCCACAAUGCAACGACCUGUGGACGAAACGGGACGGAUUGCAGCAGUCAAGGUGGCUGAUGCUGAUGUCGUACCUUGUGAGAUUGACAGAGAGCGGAUCGAUCACUUGAUGGCCACACAGCCACAAACAGAAGACGUCCGUAGCUACCCAGAUGCUGACGAAAUCAGCCAUGGGAUACAAGUCGGCAAAGGCCUGACGGACCAACAGAAAGAACAGGCAGUGGAUGUGAUCAAAGCAGCACAACAGACGGGCGUGUUUUCGUGCGACAAGAACGACCUUGGCCAUGUCGAUCCGUCUCUCGGUGCCCAUCGCAUCAGUGUCAGUGGCAUUCCUCCGUACAUGAAGCCUCGUAGGCUGGCUCAGAUUGAGCAU